Molecule: messenger RNA, 1817 nt
Organism: Brassica oleracea var. oleracea
Lineage: Eukaryota; Viridiplantae; Streptophyta; Magnoliopsida; Brassicales; Brassicaceae
Exons: 2
Coding region: 106-1644 (512 amino acids)
Biological process (GO): lipid storage; lipid droplet organization
Cellular component (GO): endoplasmic reticulum membrane
Source: RefSeq, a predicted model, not a curated record
UUUGAUGGUCCGGUCAGACUAUCGGCCACAGCAAUUUGUCAACGAUUAUGCUUGUCGUCACCGAUGCCUUGAACUUCGUCAAUCUCUUCUUCUCUGUUACGAUCAAUGGACUCCUCAUCAAACCCUACCAUCACCCACGACGACGAACUCGAUCGAUUCCUCGACGCGCCCGAUGAAUUCUACUACGAUUGCAUGCCCCCGACCCGUCGCCAUUCCCACCGUCAAUACUCGUCUCCCUCGGCUAAUCCCUCCGCCGCGACUCUCCGUCGGAGAAAUCACCGGAACUCGAAUCGCUCCGAUGUAGAAACGGAGCCGUCUUCCUCCUCUUCCAAUGGAUUCAAGCUCGAUGACGUAAUCGAAUCAACCAAGGACCUAAUUGACCUAUCACCACCAGAGAAAGACGACGACUUUGCUGUAACUGAUUCGGGUCAGGACCGGGUUGACCCGAUUCAGGAAAGCGGAGAGAAAACAGAAGAAUCCGUGGAUGUAGCAGAUUCGGAUCGGGUUCAGGAAGGGGUUAGCUUGACCGAAGAAUCAACGGUGACCACCGUAAGCGAUGAUCGGGAAGUUGACAAUGCAAGAUCAUCACCACCGGAGCUCCAUGAACCCAAUCCAACGGAUUGGUCUCUCCUUGGCUAUUUGGUUGGGCUAGUAUUCAAAGCAAUCGAAUUUCAAUUCAAUUUGUUCAUCAGCCUUGUAAAGUAUCCACCUUUGCUGCUCCACUGGUGCUUCCUCUUCUUUUUCGAUCCCUUUAGCACCAUUAGGCUUGGCAGACGCUUUAUAACGACAGUGAUAACUAAUAAGCUGAGCUGGUUCGAUGAUACCAAACGAGUGUUGAACGUUGCGUGCAAGUGUGGAUGGGGUUUGUUUUGGGCUGUUUACGUAGGCGCUGUGUUGUUUGGCUUGUUGGUUUUGUCGCUUAUGCUUGGUGGGUUUAUGAUCAACCGCGUAGCUGAUAAACCGUUUGUACUCAAGGAGGUAUUGAAUUUCGAUUACACUAAGAAUAGUCCAGAAGCAUUUGUGCCCAUCACCUCGUGUGAUGGUAGUUGCAAGGAGAGUAAUGAAAUGUUGAAGAUCAGAGGGGUUCGAGCUAUCCCUCGUGACCACAAGCUAGAGAUCACUCUUUCGAUGACGGUACCUGAGUCUGAGUAUAAUAAAAACCUCGGCAUGUUUCAGGUUCGAGUGGAUUUUUUAUCUGCGGAUGGUCAAACGCUUAAUAGCAUAAGGCGUCCGUGCAUGUUGAGAUUCAGAAGCGAGCCUAUCCGUCUAGUUCAGACAUUCUUGAAAAUGGUUCCGUUAGUUACAGGAUACGUCUCCGAGAUACAAACCUUGAGCUUGAAGCUGAAAGGCUUUGCGGAAAAGGACAUUCCCACUGCUUGCUUAAAGGUAAUGAUCGAACAACGGGCUGAGUUUCGACCCGGUGCAGGUAUUCCAGAGCUGUACGACGCAUCCCUCUCGCUUGAAUCGGAUCUUCCUUUCUUCAAAAAGGUUAUAUGGAAAUGGCGGAAGACUUUGUACGUAUGGAUCAGCAUGAGUUUGUUCGUUAUGGAGUUGCUUUUCGCGUUGGUUUGUUGCAGACCUCUGGUAAUACCAAGAACACGAAGUAGAGACAGACCGCCUUCAAAUUCGCCUGGAAGUGGAUGAUGUUGCUGUAAAUCAUGUUUUGUUACACUCGAAAACGGUACUUUCACUUCCUAUGUUAACUUUAGCUUCUAAAAGUUCUUUAAUUAAGUUGUAAAUCUUAUAUGUGGUUUGGAUUUAACGUAUGUUCUUUAAAAACGAGUUUGAUAAAGUAAUAUAACAAAUGUGUUUGAUAA